This is a messenger RNA of Gasterosteus aculeatus aculeatus (three-spined stickleback), 956 nucleotides long. Lineage: Eukaryota; Metazoa; Chordata; Actinopteri; Perciformes; Gasterosteidae. The record is from RefSeq and is a predicted model, not a curated record.
UGAAUCUGUUGCUGACACCGUACUUCGUAAUCGUUGGAUGACGCUCAGAAACACGACGGUUUGAGGAGACAUUGAACGCAGCACGUCGGACCCGGCGGACCGGAGAGAAGCAGCAGCGCGAGUGAGGAACCUUCUACCCCCCCCUCCAGGAUGACGAGCCUCCAGCUGAGCGCGGAGGAGGAGGCGGUGGAGAUGUUCCUGGACGCCGCCGCCAGGGGAGACGUGAGGCGCGUGUCCGAGCUGCUGCGCGGCGCCCCGUCGCUCAUCAACCGGUCGGGACGGAGCGGCUGGACGGCGCUGAUGCUCGCCGCUCGCAACGGACACUACGAGGCGGCGGAGGCGCUGCUGUCCCACGGGUGCGACCGGCUCUCCGUGAACGGCUCGUCGCAGAGCGCCCUCGACGUGGCCAGGUUCUGGGGCCACCGCCACAUCGCCGCCCUGCUGGCCGGGGCGGAGGGCGUCCCGCCGACCUCCGACCUCCACCCGCGGGAGAACUACUUCAGCAGGGAGACGCUGGACCGGCUGAGCGCCAAGAGGACCGACGCGGUGUGGCUGGAGGAGAGGCGGAGCCAGCCGGACUCCGUCUACCUGCUGUUCUCCGACCUCAGCCCCAUGGUCAGCCCCGCCCAGGAGGACGGGGGCGGAGCCAAGCAGGUGGAGACCAAGCUCUGUCGGCUGGGGUACGAGGCGGUGAAAGACCUCCUCCAGAAACCUGCCACUGUGCUCAUCUUCCUGGGAGUGGAGCGGAGGAAGCAGCCCUCCUCCUCUCCCUCCUCCUCCUCUUCCUCUCCCGCGUGGUUCGCCAUCAACACGGAGGAGGACGCCGGCGAGCUCCUCAAGCGCUUCGGGCAGAAGAAGUGCUGCUUUACAAAGACGGCCAACAGAGACCUGCUGAAGCUCAGCGAGGACGAGGCCGGUGAGGAGCAAGCCGACCGUUCCUUUGCUACCAGUUUGAG